AUGUUUGCAAAGGGUUCGGCUAUUGGACAAGAUGUCGUGAACAAGGUUAAAGCAUUUGAUGAAAAGCAUCAGUUAAUAGCAAGUGCAUCAGAGAAGGCCAUUUCCUUUUACAGGAAAGUAGGGCUUACAGAGAAAUUGACAGUAGGCAUUUUCGUGGUUAAUGAGAAAGUGAAGUCUGUUGAUAUUAAACAAUGGCAGCAAUAUUUUCAACAGAGAAAAUUGAAUGAUACAUGGUUAGCUGUCCAAACAAGCAGGUAUGUAACAGCGUGGUUAAAUGGUGCUUUUGGUAAGGGGGCAAAGGCAGGACAGGUUGCAGGACAGAUUGCAGUUGGUCUUCCAAUCUUAAACUGGGUUACCCCAGUUGAGAUUGAGAGGGAGUAUUAA
Malus domestica (apple) is the source of this 384-nucleotide messenger RNA. Lineage: Eukaryota; Viridiplantae; Streptophyta; Magnoliopsida; Rosales; Rosaceae. The record is from RefSeq and is a predicted model, not a curated record.